GACGCCAUCUUGAAAUUGUCCCGACCAGAGGAGGCGAGGAGGAGACGGACUUGUGGAGGAAAAGCAGCUCGUCCUAAAACUCGAUGGCCGCAUUAGCUCCACGGAUUAACGGCAGCCUUACGGGUUAUUGCUAACAUAUGAUAGCGUUUCCACUUGUUCCUUCCAAGUGAUUUCUACGGUGGGGGAGAAGGUUGUUUGGCCCACUUUGGAGAGGGCGAACGCGUAACCGUUGGAGCGGACGGAGCUCCCGGUUGUGGCCGCCGGACCGAGGCUUCCACACGGAUUAUAACAACAAAAACACGCUUUGAACAACCUUUUUUUUUUGCAUGACAUCUGAAAUGCAACAUUUUUUUUAAAAACCCAUUUCGACGCUUUUUUUAAAAAGCGAUGCGACGGAGAAGUUUUUUUGGAGAGCGGAGUGCGCUUGAUUUCCAGUCCGAUGGAUGUUAGCCCUGCGCGGCUGUGGCUCGGCUCUCCGCUUCGCUGCUCUGACAAUAACAGGUGAACUGUAACAAUGCUGCAGACAUGGCAAGUACAUGACGGCCGCGGCUCCAUGACCAACAAGUCGCCCUCCACUGCUCGCCUGUAAACCUGGAAAUACCUCCAACCAUCCUCUCCCUCUUCUUCACCUCCUCCUCUUCCUCCCUUCUGUGUUUUCUUUUGGGUGGGGGGGACUAAAGGCUCGCAUCACCUGGAUAUAUUUUGGAUUUUUUAAAGAUGUCCUUUUUGCAGAGACAAUGCUCUCUGGAGCAGCAAGACAUUUAAUCUGACUCUUGAAUGUGAGAUUGUUGUUGUUUUUAUUCUCUUUUUAGUCAGAGGAUCACAUUCGGAUGGAAAAUGGGAGACGCCACCAAACUGGCCUUCGCCGUUUUCCUCAUCUCGUGCUCUUCAGGUGCCAUCCUGGGACGCUCGGAGACUCAAGAGUGCGCCUACUACAACUCCAGCUGGGAAAAGGAGCGCACCAACCGCAGCGGCAUCGAGCCCUGCUACGGCGAUAAAGAGAAGCGGCGGCACUGCUUCGCCACGUGGAAGAACGUCUCCGGCACCGUGGAGGUCGUGAGGCAGGGCUGCUGGCUGGACGACGUCAACUGCUACGACAGUACCGAGUGUGUGGAGAAGAAGGAGGGCCCCGACGUGUUCUUCUGCUGCUGUGAAGGCAACAUGUGCAACGAGAGGUUCCUGUACUCCCCUGAAGCGAGCCUGCAGAGCGACCCGCACCAUUCAACCGCCUACACCACCUCCAACCCGUUUUCCCAGAAGCCCCAGCUCUUCAGCACUCUGCUGUACUCCCUGGUGCCCAUCAUAGGCCUGGCCGCCGUCGUCCUCUUCUCCUUCUGGAUGUGGAGACAUCACAAACUGGCCUACCCAGCGGCCCUCGUCCCCACACAUCACGCCUUUCACAUUAUGGUGGAGGAUCCCGGGCCCUCACCCCCGUCCCCCAUUUUGGGACACAAACCGCUGCAGCUGAUCGAGCUGAAAGCCAGGGGGCGCUUCGGGUGUGUGUGGAAGGCCCAGCUGCUGAACGAUUUCGUGGCUGUGAAGAUCUUCCCCAUUCAGGACAAGAUGUCUUGGCAGAACGAGUACGAGAUCUUCAGCGUGAGCGGCAUGAAGCACGACAACAUCCUCCACUUUCUCGGUGCGGAGAAGAGGAGCAACAACCUGGACCUGGAGCUGUGGCUCAUCACCGCCUACCACGAAAAGGGCUCGAUGACGGACUUCCUGAAGGCCAACGUGGUGUCGUGGACCGAGCUCUGCCACAUCACUCAGACGGCGGCCCGCGGACUGGCCUACCUCCAUGAAGACAUCCCGGGACACAAGGACGGACACAAGCCCUCCAUUGCUCACAGGGACAUUAAGAGUAAGAACCUGCUGCUGAAGAGUAACCUGACAGCCUGCAUAGCUGACUUUGGCCUUGCCCUGCAGUUUGAGGCGGGGAAAUCGGCAGGAGACACACAUGGACAGGUGGGGACGCGGCGCUACAUGGCUCCUGAAGUCCUGGAGGGCGCCAUCAACUUCCAACGCGACUCCUUCCUGCGUAUCGACAUGUACGCCUUCGGCCUCGUGCUCUGGGAGCUCGUGUCGCGAUGCACCGCCGCCGACGGCCCGGUGGAUGAGUACAUGCUCCCGUUUGAGGAGGAGGUGGGUCAGCAUCCGUCUCUGGAGGACAUGCAGGACGUUGUCGUUCAUAAGAAACUGAGGCCUAUUCUGAGAGACUGCUGGCAGAAACACGCGGGUCUGGCCAUGCUUUGUGAGACCAUCGAGGACUGCUGGGACCACGAGGCCGAGGCUCGCCUGUCCGCCGGCUGCGUCGAGGAGCGCAUCGGACAAAUGCAGCGCCAGGCCCCCGUCAUCGGCCCCGAGGAGAUCGUCACCGUCGUCACGAUGGUGACCAACGUGGACCUCCAGCCCAAGGAGUCCAGCUUAUGAUCGGGCCGAUCGACCGCCAGCGGAAACACGGAUCAACACGAGCAGCCGGCCCUGGUUGGUUGGCGUAGUGUUUUUUUGUUGUUUCUUUCCAAUUUCCGUUUUUGUCCUCCUUUUUUUUUUUUCUUUAAGUGCGGGCCGCUACUCGCGUUCAGGAAACACCGUGCGCCCCCCCCUCACCACAUCCGUUGAUAUCCAUUUUGAUAUCGGAGGAUUUUAACGGUCGAAACUCUCUCGUCCCGAGCAAACGAUUCAGGAUAAUACGACGACGUCACCGAGUGACGUGCUGGGACGCCGACACUCGACAAACACUUUAAUCAUGUAUUGUCUUUACACACACACACACACACACACACACACACAUAGGAGGGCGACCUGUUCUGCUCGGUUUUCUACAGAGAGACAAGAUAACGGAACUCUCGGUGCAUUUUAGUGUAAAACAAAAAAGAAAAGAAGAAAAAAAAGAGGAGCACCUGGCUCUCGAUACAUUUGCUGUUUUUCUCGUGUGCGUUUUUCUGAAGAAACGACUAUCGUUCUGCCAAUAAGCAACGGCUUCUGAAUGUUUAUAGUGUAAUGCUGCUGUACAUAGUGUAUUAUGGACCCAGACAACUUGGUAAUCAAGCUUAUUUUAAAGGGGGAAGGGGGAGGGGGGGGUCCAUUCUCAAGCAUUACGACGAUUAAAAGAAAACCAUAAACCUCCUUCAACCAGGUAUACCUCAGUUCAGAUGGACACAGUUUAAAUUAGUCUCCCUGUUCACAGUCAUAGCUCACACUUUCCCUUGGCUCUUCAUGACAUCCAAACAACCUGCUGUCAGCCACGGCGCUCAUGGGUAAUGUAGUCAGCAAAGCCUCUGUACACACGGCCAUACACACUGGGAACUACAGUGUUCCUCCCCGUUCUCUCAUCUGUCCUGUUGCUCCACUUUGAUUUGUGACUGAAUAUUCACUUUUGUUUAUUUCUUUUCUCUUUGAGAUUUUCUUCUGAUGAUGAUAAUGAUGAUGAUUGGAAAAAAAACAAAAAACAGAGAAAACCCCCCACGAUGAAAGUGAUUUUUCUUUUUUUUCCCGUUUUUUGGUUUGCCGUGUCAACUGUCAUCCUAAUAUCUAUCGCCGACGAGUGAGAUCUGGAUAUAGAGUACAUGUAUUUAUAUCUCUCUGGAUUAGCGCUGGGUACUAAUGAUACCUUUGAUAUUUGGUAUCAAACUCUUGGAGCCUAUUCGUCUGGUUCUUUUCAUCAGAUCUGUCACGUGUGGUCUGAUUCUAUUGAUAUUAACAAAACGGAGCGACCCGUGUGUUUGCUUUAGGAGAGGUGUCGCAUGAAGUGCAGGGGUACCCAGCCCUGAUCUGGAUUCAUACCUGUAUUUAGCUGAGCCAGCUUGCUUUUGAUUUGAUUGCACACACACGCAUCCUUUUUUUUUUGUUUUGUUUUAUUACUAUCAAGAGUUUCUGCUCUCCUUUGAUACACCUCAGGAAACUUUGCUACUCGCCACCAACUCGCAUCAUCCUCCUCCUCCUCCUCCUCACCCGUCUUGGACUGGAGUACCUCCUCUCUUGCUGAUACUUACGCUUUCCUCUCUCUCUAGACUCUGUUUAGCCGUGCUGUCAUGCUCAAAAACAUCGUCUCCGCAGGCUUUAAGACCAGAUAAAAUUUAAUCUCGACACUAAUCUCAGACCGGUACAUUGUACCGGUCGAACCUUGUCAAUCCCUCUACAGCUGUUUAUUAAAUCCUACGUCUUAGAGCAAGUAUUUCCACUUUGGUGACAUUUGAGCAACUGCUCAGUCCUUUCUAUCUCUGGACAUCUCGCUGGAUAGACCGGCUUUAGACACAAGCAGCUGUGUGUUAACCCUUUUCACAAUUAAAACCAAUAAAUUGUCACUAAGGUGCAGCUUUAUGUCCCACAUACAGCGCUGACAUGAAUGAGUUUUGAAGCGAACGCACGGCUAGCUGCAGUGAGACGAGUUGAGACGAGGACUCUCUCCUUCAUCCUGGUGCCAUUUCUACGUAUCCAUACUCUUGUUACUCUUGUAGAUGUCAAGCAAAACGGAUGUAUUUGUCAUUGUAGUGACACAAUGGCAUUUUUUUGAGUCUUUUAUUUCUUCUGAGGGACGUUGAACACCGGUGCCGGCAGACCUGCAGUCUCUCCUCAAGCUUUGGGACGGUUUCACAAGACGCAGUUUAAAAUCUAGCGCUUUUAAAUCAAGUAAAGAAAAACAUGAAGAAGCUUCUUUCUGCCAAACCGUUUCACGUUCAAAGCAAUUCACAAUCACGCUUUCUUUACUGUACUGUAGUGCUCGAGAUGAUGAAUAGUAGACGAGUUUGUGAGGGAAGUCACAGCAAACAUCAAGUCUAUAACUGAGCUAGACAUUUGUUUAGAGUGCCAACAUGUUCCCCAAAUAUUCUGGUAUUUACUAAAACACUUCGAUAAACUAGCUUAAUACAAACAACUGACAAAAGGCAGUUUUCCACCAAACAACCCAGAAACUCUAAGAACUAAAGAGCAGAAGAUCUACAUCUGUUGGCGUUCCUGUUGGACCUCUAACACGCUGACGAUUAGGUGAAUGAGGAGGAAGUGAUGGUCGGGUUUGAGAUAUUAUCUCAGUACAAUAUAAGACUAUUGCAACAACACAGCAAACCUGAAGGAAGUUAAAGCCAUCUUCUUAUUCACUGUAGCACGAGUACAAUAUUCACAUCGAUAUCGCUUCCCUUUGCUCCUGCUGUUUUUCAAUUAACCGUCAUUUGUCUGAGGUGAAACAGUCGGGGACAAUUAGCAGCCCUUCAGCACUACCUCACUCGCAGGGAUUUCUUCGGGGUAGAAAGUGUGGCAGAAACAACCAAAAUCAUAACCAGGUUCCUCCGGUAGGAAAGGGAUUCAAAGUCCUUCAAACGGUUCCAGUUUGGGGGAUUAUAUUAAGGAGUAAACGCUCAUUCCUCUCCAUGAGUUUGAGAUGACUCGUCAUUUUUACCAUUAAACUUUUCCAAGACUUAAUGGAUGGCUUCUUUUUUAAAAACCUAAAGGAAAAACACCAGUAUUACCUUUUUUAUCUCCAAGUUUGUGUCCAAAAGUGUAAAACUCACCAGUAUUUCAGCAGCCAAGUGGAUUUAAAAAACUGCCUCCAAGGUUUGUUUCCUGCCAAAGUGGCUGUUACAGUUGACGUAUCAGCCACAGCAACAACAACAACGUGCCAGUUUUUGGUUGGCGGUCACAUCCCAUCUUCAGUGUUAAACCGCUGGAGUUUAAACGGCGCUUGAGAAACCGGCCCAAACCAACAAACACCAUUCAGGGAUUCAGUACUAUGCUUUUCUAAGUUCUAGCAAGUUAUAUGCAACCAGUGCCGCAAACUACGCUACACUGCUGUAGGACCAGCUGCAGGAGUGACUUUCAAUACGCAGACACACAAAUAACUUGUAGCAUUUUAAUUUCUCUUCUUUUUAAUCCGUUACCUUGCAUAUUGAUGUGUUGUAUUUAUUUUUUAAUUUACAGGCCUGAGGUUUUGGGUAUCAGAACUCAGGUGCAACUCUGAAUAAUGUCGUAAGGGUUGGCACGAUAUACGGUUGUUGUUGUUGUUGAGGGGGGGGGGGGGUUCAGUUGUAAUUCAGGAAAUACUUUCAUUAAUUCAAAAAGAAAAGAUAUAAACUGUAACAUGCUUCUUUCUAUUCAGUCUAUGGACAAACGACCGAGAAUGAUUGUUCUUCAGACUCCUGGGUUCCAGUAUUGUGUGUGCUUUGGUGGAUUGAGCCCGGCCCUGUGUAACUCUAGAGGGCUCUGGGUUUGGCUGGUUUCGUGUGAUUGUGCCCCGUCGCUGUAGAAACUAGUAAAACCAACGCACUGGGAGAUCCAUUCAUACACCUCCUGGUUGUACGCUGACCUGCUCUGAGGGCAUUGAACUAGCGGGCUGACCCCGUACACGCCAACCACAAAGAGAAGAACAAUUCUGUGCAUUGAAUAUAACAGACCACGCUCCACAUGCGCUCUUUAAGAAGCAUAUCGGUUUAUCCCAAAUAACUUUGUCUUCAUCUGAACCUGCGUCCAGAUGUGAACACUUCUUUGCUUCCCCUCAGGUCUGGACUAUCUCAGCAGAUCUGACCCGGACAUGGUGUCACUUAAAGGUGUAUGAAUGGGUUCCUCAGCAUGCAGCUUUACGUGUUUCUAUCUCGACCUCCUCUCGCCCAGCGCCUCACAUUGCUGUGCAUAUUAACUACCAGUGAAACAUUUGUGUCUUGUUGCCCCACUAUUUUAAGCAGUCUAGGAUCUGUACAGACAUGAGAACAUAAAUACCUGUAUCAACUAUAUACUCUGAGCUGAAUCUUUAUAAGUGUGUGUUGAACUUCGGUGUUUCCUCUUCAUUCAUUUCUACUUUUCUGGUGUUUUACCUCGGCUCGGUCCGGCUCAUGACUUUAAGUUGAGCUUUGUGUCAGCUGAAAGCUGGAGGCUCAUUGGAGUACUUUGUAAAGCAUCCAAGUAGGCACUUAAGUUACACAAAUAUCCAACAUGGUGUUCCUCAGGGUACCUACUUGGGUCCCCUGACAGUUGCAAUUUGAAGAAUCCCCAAUGCUCUUAAACAUCAGUUGCAAUACUCCUCGUGACAAAGCAAUCACCCACUACAGAUACUUCAUUCCAGCAUCUCCAUCUCCUCCUUUUCCCACUGUUGGUAAGAAUUUUAGAGGAAACAUUGAACUCCAAUGGCCUCGCGACAGCAGGAUAAGUCUGGUGGCCAGGACGGAAAUUUGUACAAAAACAACCCAAAACACUACAGGCGUUUUUCGACCCCACAUUUCUCAAGGCUCUGGAGCAGCAGCGCUGAUCCAGGAUCUGCCAACGCAGCCUGACAUGGUAAUGACGCUCACAGGGUUUCUGGUUUUCAAGGCUGGAAGUAACCGAUAAAUCUGAUAGUCACAAAAACGUCUCUAAAAUGAUGAAAAUGUUUAUUUUUUUGUUUUCUAUACUCCUGAUACAUGUGACUGUGCGUUUUAUUUUGCUGACUAAAAGAUGUGAAAACAGGACAAGAAACUUAUGUCUGGAAUUUCAAACUGGAGUUCUUGAGACCUCCCAGUGAAGGGACAAGGGAGGAUUGGAGGAAAGUUCUCUUGGUAAAGUAUUACAGCCGAGAAGAAGCUUGAGAAACCCUGGAAGCAUUAUCACAGAGACCAACCAGAUCCCUGAUCAGCGCUGUGACUCUGGGCCAUGUUUUUAUCAGCUGAAGUGAUCCACGUGAUGUAAAUAAAUGUUUUUAGAUUGUGAA
Messenger RNA from Anarrhichthys ocellatus (wolf-eel), 7666 nucleotides. RefSeq names its product activin A receptor type 2Ab (gene acvr2ab). The transcript has 12 exons. The record is from RefSeq and is a predicted model, not a curated record. Gene Ontology annotation, cellular component: plasma membrane; activin receptor complex. Gene Ontology annotation, molecular function: activin receptor activity; activin binding; metal ion binding. Gene Ontology annotation, biological process: activin receptor signaling pathway; cellular response to growth factor stimulus; protein phosphorylation. The coding region runs from base 838 to 2427 and encodes 529 amino acids. Lineage: Eukaryota; Metazoa; Chordata; Actinopteri; Perciformes; Anarhichadidae.